AUGGCGGCGGACGUAAGGCAUGAGCAACAGCAAGAGCCCAAGGCCGUAGUCAAGAACUACAAGGGUUUCGUCGCCGGAGUCUUCUCCGGCAUCGCGAAACUCACAGUCGGCCACCCAUUCGACACCAUCAAAGUCCGCCUCCAAACAACAGACUCCUCCCGCUUCAGCGGCCCGCUCCAAUGCGUCGGCCAAACGCUUCGUAAUGAGGGCGUACCCGGGCUCUACAAAGGAGCCACUCCGCCCCUCGUGGGCUGGAUGUUCAUGGACUCGGUCAUGCUAGGUUCCCUCACCGUCUACCGCCGUCUCGUCGCCGAGCGCCUGUUCAAAUUACCCGGCCCGGAAAACUUACCGUCGUACGGCCACGGCAUCGCGGGCAUCAUGGCCGGCAGCACCGUCAGCUUCAUCGCCGCGCCCGUCGAGCACAUCAAGGCGCGGCUGCAGAUCCAGUACGCCGCCAACAAGGCCGAGCGGCUGUACAGCGGGCCCGUCGACUGUCUCAAGAAGAUCUACGCGCAUCACGGCGUCCGCGGCGUCUACCACGGCCUCAGCGCGACGCUGCUCUUCCGCGGUUUCUUCUUCUGCUGGUGGGGCAGCUACGACGUGUUCUCGAGGUGGAUGAGGGACAACACCAAGUUGAGCGCGCCGGCGAUCAAUUUUUGGGCAGGCGGGCUGAGCGCGCAGAUCUUUUGGCUCACGAGUUAUCCCUCGGACGUGGUCAAGCAGCGCAUCAUGACGGAUCCGCUCGGUGGCGGGCUGAAUGACGGCACGCCUAAGUUUAGGAGAUGGAAGGACGCUGCGGCGACGGUGUAUAGAGAGGCUGGGUGGAAGGGAUACUGGCGAGGGUUUUUGCCGUGCUUCUUGCGCGCAUUCCCUGCGAAUGCGAUGGCGCUGGUAGCGUUCGAGGGCGUCAUGCGCUCGCUGCCUUGA
Molecule: messenger RNA, 927 nt
Organism: Colletotrichum karsti
Lineage: Eukaryota; Fungi; Ascomycota; Sordariomycetes; Glomerellales; Glomerellaceae
Exons: 2
Coding region: 1-927 (308 amino acids)
Biological process (GO): transmembrane transport
Molecular function (GO): transmembrane transporter activity
Source: RefSeq, a predicted model, not a curated record